Molecule: messenger RNA, 1828 nt
Organism: Chrysochloris asiatica (Cape golden mole)
Lineage: Eukaryota; Metazoa; Chordata; Mammalia; Afrosoricida; Chrysochloridae
Gene: CCDC6
Product: coiled-coil domain containing 6
Exons: 9
Coding region: 236-1657 (473 amino acids)
Source: RefSeq, a predicted model, not a curated record
AGUGCAAUACUGCCCGAGCCCGGGCGGGGUCUCUGUUCUCUGGCAGAGGAGGUCCCUUGGCAGCGGGAAGCUCCCUCUCUUUCUCUUGCUACCGCUCCGAGUCUGCGCCCUGGUGCCAGGCGCCCAGCUCGGCGCUCCCCUGUGCUCGCCCGGCGCCCACUCAUUCGCAGCCCGGCCAACGCCGCUGCCGCCUCCUUGCUCCUCUUCCUUCUCCUUUCCCUAGCCCGCCGCGGCCAUGGCGGACAGCGCCAGCGAGAGCGACACGGAUGGGGCGGGGGGCAACAGCAGUAGCUCGGCCGCCAUGCAGUCGUCCUGCUCGUCGACCUCGGGCGGCGGUGGCGGCGGCGGAGGCGGCAGCGGUGGGAAGUCUGGGGGUAUUGUCAUUUCGCCGUUCCGCCUGGAGGAGCUCACCAACCGCCUGGCCUCGCUGCAGCAGGAGAACAAGGUGCUGAAGAUCGAGCUGGAGACCUACAAACUCAAGUGCAAGGCGCUGCAGGAGGAGAACCGCGACCUGCGCAAAGCCAGCGUGACCAUCCAAGCCAGGGCUGAGCAAGAAGAAGAAUUCAUCAGUAACACUUUAUUCAAGAAAAUUCAGGCUUUGCAGAAGGAGAAAGAAACCCUGGCGGUAAAUUAUGAGAAGGAAGAAGAGUUCCUCACUAAUGAGCUCUCCAGAAAAUUGAUGCAGUUGCAGCAUGAGAAAGCUGAGCUUGAACAGCAUCUCGAGCAGGAGCAGGAGUUUCAAGUCAACAAACUGAUGAAGAAAAUUAAAAAACUAGAGAAUGAUACCAUUUCGAAGCAGCUUACUUUAGAGCAGUUGAGACGAGAGAAGAUCGACCUUGAAAAUACAUUGGAACAAGAGCAGGAAGCACUAGUUAAUCGUCUGUGGAAAAGGAUGGAUAAGCUUGAAGCUGAAAAGCGAAUCCUGCAGGAGAAACUAGACCAGCCUGUCUCUGCUCCACCAUCGCCCAGAGAUAUUGCCAUGGAGAUUGACUCACCAGAAAACAUGAUGCGCCACAUCAGGUUCUUAAAGAAUGAAGUGGAGAGGCUGAAGAAGCAACUGAGAGCUGCUCAGUUACAGCAUUCCGAGAAGAUGGCGCAGUAUCUGGAGGAAGAACGCCACAUGAGGGAAGAGAACUUGAGGCUGCAGAGAAAACUGCAGAGGGAGAUGGAGAGAAGAGAAGCCCUCUGUCGACAGCUCUCCGAGAGUGAAUCCAGCUUAGAGAUGGAUGAUGAGAGGUAUUUUAACGAGAUGUCUGCUCAAGGACUAAGACCUCGCACUGUGUCCAGCCCAAUCCCUUACACACCUUCUCCAAGUUCCAGCAGGCCUAUAUCACCCGGUCUAUCAUAUGCAAGUCACACAGUUGGUUUCACACCACCAACAUCGCUGACUAGAGCCGGAAUGUCUUACUACAAUUCCCCGGGCCUUCAUGUGCAGCAUAUGGGAACUUCCCAUGGCAUCACAAGGCCUUCGCCGCGGAGAAGCAGCAGUCCUGAUAAAUUCAAACGGCCCACGCCGCCUCCAUCUCCCAACACACAGACCCCAGUUCAGCCACCUCCGCCUCCGCCUCCGCCACCCAUGCAGCCUGCGGUCCCCUCGGCAGCCACCUCACAGCCCGCCCCUUCUCAACAUUCAGUGCACCCUUCCUCCCAGCCUUAAUGCAUGUGCUUAGUCUGAAGUUCAAGUUGGGACUCGUAAAACGGAGCCGUCUGCUCACGCCAAAGGCUUCCUUCCCCAGCGUAUUUGGAUCUGACCUGUUUGCACUGAGUUUAUCUAGGCUUCACUCUUCUUUGUGUUGUAAAUGUUUGUCGGAAACGCAGCCAGUCUUGU